AUGGAUGCCUACGGAGCCGACGACCUGCGUGGCGCGGCGGAGGUCAUCCCCGGCCGCCUCUUCUUCCACUGCCUGCAGCAGCCCAUGACCCUCACCACCGCCCCGCCCAACUCCAUCUGCGUCCAUCUGGACGCCGACCUCAUCUACGAGCCAUUCUGCGCAGACUUUGGGCCCUGCAACCUGGCGCACACCUGGCGCUUCUGCCAGCGCGUCAACGAGCUGCUGCAGCGGUCCAACGGCCGCCGCGUGUACCUGCUGGUGGGGAGCCACCCCCACAAGCGCUCCAACGCCGCCGCGCUGAUGGGCAUCUACUGCGUGCUGCACCUGGGCAUGACCCCGGAGCAGGCGUACGAGCCGCUGCGCGCGCUGGAGCCCUUCACCGGCUUCCGCGACGCAUCCUGCGGCGUGCCCACCUACCAGCUGCCGGUGCAGCAGGUCAUCGCGGGCAUGUACCGCGCCAAGGAGGUGGGCUUGUACCGCGGCGAGCAGCUGGAUUUGGAGGAGUACGAGCACUACGAGCAGGUGGAGAACGGCGACCUCAACUGGAUCGUGCCCGGCAAGUUCAUGGCCUUCUCUGGCCCCUCCGCGCAGCCCAAGCACUUUGGAGGCUGGCGCACAUACAUGCCCGAGGACUACAUCGAGUACUUCCGCGAGCACAACGUGGGCGCGGUGGUGCGGCUGAACAAGAAGAUGUACGAGGCCAGCCGCUUCACGCAGUACGGGGUGCGCCACCACGAGAUGUACUUCCCAGACGGCACCUGCCCCUCCGAGCAAAUCCUGCUGCGCUUCCUGGACACCGCGGAGCGGGAGCCGGGGGCGCUGGCGGUGCACUGCAAGGCGGGCCUGGGGCGCACCGGCGUGCUCAUCUGCUCCUACAUGAUCAAGCACUUCGGCUUCAGCGCCGAGGAGGCCAUGGGCUACAUACGCGUGUGCCGCCCCGGCUCCGUCAUCGGGCCGCAGCAGCACUACCUG
Chlorella variabilis is the source of this 972-nucleotide messenger RNA. RefSeq lists its product as hypothetical. The record is from RefSeq and is a predicted model, not a curated record. Gene Ontology annotation, biological process: positive regulation of cytokinesis; microtubule cytoskeleton organization; regulation of exit from mitosis. The annotation marks the transcript as partial. Gene Ontology annotation, molecular function: protein tyrosine/serine/threonine phosphatase activity. NCBI's taxonomy places the organism in Eukaryota, Viridiplantae, Chlorophyta, Trebouxiophyceae, Chlorellales, Chlorellaceae. The transcript has 5 exons.